This is a messenger RNA of Argiope bruennichi, 1358 nucleotides long. RefSeq names its product lysophospholipase D GDPD1-like. Gene Ontology annotation, molecular function: phosphoric diester hydrolase activity; phosphatidylcholine lysophospholipase A1 activity. The transcript has 12 exons. The record is from RefSeq and is a predicted model, not a curated record. Lineage: Eukaryota; Metazoa; Arthropoda; Arachnida; Araneae; Araneidae. Gene Ontology annotation, cellular component: endoplasmic reticulum membrane. Bases 173 to 1063 code for a protein of 296 amino acids. Gene Ontology annotation, biological process: glycerophospholipid catabolic process.
GCGUUUUGUUUGUGUUUUGAUUGAGAAGAAAUUUUGUGAAAACAGCAAUAUCUUUAUUGUUAUCGUAUUGCUUACUUCGAAUAACUUUGAAUGCAGAUUUCUGUACUUAAAAAUUAAGAGUACCUUUAUCGUGAGUCUCAAGUCGACUUUCAUUGAUAAAAAAAAUCAUGAUAUGUUGAUCAUGUAUGUCAUAGCUUCAAUAUUUGGAGGGUAUAUUGCCUCUUCAUUAAUACUUUUCAAAUUUCCAAAUCUCAUUCACAAGCGGAAAAAACUCAAGUUUUUUUGUCAGCACAUAAGUCAUAGAGGUGGAGCUGGUGAAUAUACUGAAAAUACAAUUUCUGCAUUUGAAAAUGCAGUGAAACAAGGAACAGAUAUGUUAGAAAUUGAUUUGCAUUUAACUAAGGAUGAGAAAGUUGUUGUUUCACAUGAUAAUAAUCUGUUUCGAGUAACUGGUAUAGAUGUUAACAUAUCAGAUUCAAAUUAUAAGGAUUUGCCUCUUUUGAAAUGCCAUAUGAAUAAGGAUCUCUGCAAAGGUGAUUCUGGUAAAGAAAAGAAAAUACCUUUACUAAGAGAUGUUUUUGAAAAAUUCCCACGAAUAGCAAUAAAUAUUGAUAUCAAAGUGAAUAAUGAUAUUUUGAUAUCAAAAGUUAAUGACCUUAUUAAAGAAUACAAUCGUGAAAAUAUCACUGUGUGGGGGAACUUCAGCAAUGAUGUUACUAAAAAGUGUUACAAUCUGAAUCCUCAGAUUCCUAUUUAUUUUUCUGCUAAAAGAGUUUUGUUUCUUGUAUUUCUAACCUAUAAUGGAUUACUGCCUUUUGUACCUUUGAGAGAAUCAUGCUUGGAGUUGCUUAUGCCAUCCGUCAUUCUUAAAAAUCCAAGUAUGAUGAUUUCACGUGAUAAAUUUUGGAGUCCUUACCUUGUAUGGUUAAUAGAUAAGUUACUAAUGAGGAAGGCUUUAUUUGAUCACCUUUCUAAACGAGGGAUACAGACUUAUCUUUGGGUUCUGAAUGAUGAAGAGGAUUUUGAACGGGCCCUGGAACUUGGAGCAACAGCUGAUGCAUAAUAUUUCAAUGGAUCAUUCCAGAACUGUUCAGGAUAUAUUGCUUUAUCAAGCAUGUGUGUACAGGAAACUUUGUAGUUAUAGUGAGUUUAUGUAUAUGUUUAUGAAUGUGCAAUCAUUCAAACCAAGCUUCCAAUGCAGGUUUCUGGUUAUCUAUCUUUUUAAUGGAUACUUCAAUCAUUUUUGAUCUUUUAUUAAUGUUUUUAAAAAAACGCUUGCAACAUUAAUUUUUAUUAUGAAUUUUCUUUUUAUUUAAUGUAGAUCUUUGUAUCGUCUGAUAAGUGCAUAUAUUGUAAGA